Triticum turgidum subsp. durum (durum wheat) is the source of this 717-nucleotide messenger RNA. The record is from the annotation of a GenBank genome assembly. Lineage: Eukaryota; Viridiplantae; Streptophyta; Magnoliopsida; Poales; Poaceae.
AUGGCAAACAGGAGGACGUGGGACACAGACCACUUCUGCGCUGCGGACAUUAGCCCGACGUUUCCAGGAUUUGUGCGCAGAUCCAAGCUUACAUCACGGCGGUACCUCGUCGACGACUGCCUCACAAUCAGGUGCGUCGUCACCCUCGUCAAUCCUCGCACGGAGCGCACGACGGCCGGCCCGGCAGCCGCCGCUCCGCUGCCGGAGAUGCUCGGCCACCUCGAGCGCAUGCUCAGAGACGGCAAGGGCGCAGACGUGACAAUCGACGUCGCCGGCCGAGCGUUCCGCGUGCACCGGUGCAUGCUCGCCGCGCGCUCGCCGGUUUUCGACGCCGAGCUCUUUGGCCCGAUGAAGGGCAAGGGCACGGAGCACAUUGAGGUACCCGACAUGGAGCCGGCGGUCUUCGAGAUGCUCCUGCGCUUCAUCUACACGGACUCGCUGCUGGGCGACGGCGAGGACUGCGGCGUCGCGAUGACGCAGCACCUGCUGGUUGCCGCGGAUCGGUACGGGGUGGACAAGCUGAAGCAGGCGUGCGACGUGAAGCUGCGCAGAAGCUUGGACGUGCGGACCGUGGCGACCACGUUGGCGCUGGCGGAGCAGCACCAGUGCCCGCUGCUGAGGGACUCGUGCUUGAAAUUUAUGUCGUCGUCCCCGAAUGUGCUGGCAGACGUCCUGAAAACCGACGGGUUCAGACAUCUCACGUGUUUCAAGGAAUAA